Pygocentrus nattereri (red-bellied piranha) is the source of this 1497-nucleotide messenger RNA. Its product is annotated as putative ferric-chelate reductase 1. The transcript has 15 exons. NCBI's taxonomy places the organism in Eukaryota, Metazoa, Chordata, Actinopteri, Characiformes, Serrasalmidae. Gene Ontology annotation, molecular function: oxidoreductase activity, acting on metal ions. The coding region runs from base 1 to 1497 and encodes 498 amino acids. The record is from RefSeq and is a predicted model, not a curated record.
AUGCUGAUAAGUAUUGUGACGAUCACUGCAAAUUCAACCGUGUUUAAAGGCUUCCUGCUGGAGGCUCGAGAGGUUGGAGGCAGCAAUCCCAUGGGCAUUUUCACUUUAAUGGGCAACAAUACUCAACUACUGGCAUGCUCUUCACAGUCUAAUUCAUCCGUCUCUCACAUAUCAGAUGCCUCAAAAUUACAAAUUCAGAGUAAAUGGAAAGCUCCUUCAUCAGGAAACAGCAAGAACAUUGAAUUCAGCACAGCUGCUCCAACUCAGGCUCUCUCAAAGGCCCAGCAAUUGCACCCACUCUUCAUCACAGAAACUGGCUCCAUGAGUGCCAUAUCUAAUGCCGGUUGUGGGAGCAAUAAGACGUGCUUCAGUGACCCCAGUGGCUGUGACCCCUCCUCAAACUCUAAGUGCUACUUCAUGUCCGCUGCACAGUCUGCUUCUGGAGCUCCGUACAAGUUUGAAAUCGUCGGCGGCGCAGACGGCUACGUCUCCAUUGGCUUCUCCGACGACAAAGAGAUGGGUAACGAUGAUAUCUAUAUCUGUGGAAAGGACAGUAAUGGCAAUAUCCAGUUACAGCACGCUUUCUCCACCGGAACUACAACACCGGGCAACAUCGCACUGGGGAACGUCUCAGGUUUCAGUUCGUCACUGAUUAAUGGGGUGAUCAGCUGCUCCUUCACCUCUGGAAACCCCAUCAGCACCACGCGGAGCUCCUCCUCUCAGAGCAGCUACUACGUCUUCCUCGCCUACGGCGCCACCCAGAGAGGUGUGAUCCAGAUGCACAGCACCACCCCCUUCAUCAGCAGCUCGAAAAUGGACUUCUCCACCAUCACAAUCCUGGCAAGCGGAGAGCAGAGAGAGAACAAUCCCUCCAUUGUUAAAGCCCAUGGCUGUCUGAUGCUGAUAGCGUGGAUGACCACUGGCAGUAUCGGCAUGCUGAUCGCCCGCUACUUAAAGAAUGCGGCUAAAAGGACCAAGUUCUGUGGCAAAGACUUCUGGUUUGGGGCGCAUGUGUUUCUGAUGAUUCUCUCCGUUGCUGCCACUAUUAUAGCAUUUAUCCUGGUGUUUUCAUACGCUCGGGACUGGAGUGGGGGAGCUCAUCCUGUACUGGGCGUUAUAGUGAUGAUCCUCAGCCUGGCACAGCCGAUUGCUGCCAUGUUUCGCUGUGGACCCCAAGACGAGAGGAGAUACAUUUUUAACUGGGCACACACCAUCAACGCAUUAGCCAUCAAAGGACUGGCAGUGGCAGCAAUCUUUACAGGCCUAGCACUGGUGGACAGUUCUGAACAGCAGUGGCUACAGAAAGUGAUGGGGGGGUUCGUGGCCUGGGAGGCAAUUUGGUUCUUGUGCCAGGACUUCCAACAAAGAAGGAAGAAAAACGAUAUCAUUCUGCAGGAAUCAGAUCAGGUGAUAGCAGAAAGUCUUCUCUUGGUCGCAUUCUUCAUCGGAAACAUCGCCUUCUUGGUGGCUUUGCUUGUUGGAAUAGGCAACUCGUAA